AUGGACUUCUCUAUCGUUCUUCUCCUUGCUUUCGCGGCCUUGGCCACUGCAGAAAGCACAACUUCAAUCUGGUUUUUCGGCAACGCAUACCUCUGGAACUCACAUAUCCCUCGCUACACAAGCGCCGCUGCCAGUGUUGCCGGUAUCAAUGCAGACGCUACAACAUAUCACAUCAGCUGUCUGAAUGAUGCCCCAUCUACCGACUGUCAGAUUAAGACUCCUUUCACCAUGAUCCAGGGCCCUCAGACUUUCAGCUUUACUGGGGUCUAUACUGCCGAACGGACGGGAGGCUUGCAAAUUACUGCCUACAGAGACUUUGACUGCAAGUUCACCUCUAGUUCUGUAUCUGCGUCCUGUUCAUUCAGUUAUUCAGCCACGGGCUCCGCCUCUGGGAUGAAGUAUGCAACCUCGACCUCCACUACUACUUCAAAUAUCCCUUCAAAAUCUGUCACCUCGUACAAAUUGGCUGUUACCGGUAGUGCCGAUUCCUUGCAUAAAUCCACAGCUACCACAACCUCCAAUGGAGCCGCUGGACCUUUCCAGCCGUUGAUUACGGCUGCGCCUAUUGGGGUGGCUGCCGUUGCUGUUGCGGGAAUAUUUUAA
Penicillium manginii is the source of this 603-nucleotide messenger RNA. RefSeq lists its product as uncharacterized. The coding region runs from base 1 to 603 and encodes 200 amino acids. The transcript has a single exon. Lineage: Eukaryota; Fungi; Ascomycota; Eurotiomycetes; Eurotiales; Aspergillaceae. The record is from RefSeq and is a predicted model, not a curated record.